Molecule: messenger RNA, 852 nt
Organism: Mus musculus (house mouse)
Lineage: Eukaryota; Metazoa; Chordata; Mammalia; Rodentia; Muridae
Gene: Ranbp1
Product: RAN binding protein 1
Exons: 6
Coding region: 133-744 (203 amino acids)
Biological process (GO): nucleocytoplasmic transport
Cellular component (GO): cytosol; cytoplasm
Source: RefSeq, marked provisional
GGGGGGCGGAGGGAAGAGCGGACGGGCGGGAGCGCCGGCGCCAGACGCGGAGGAAAGGAGCUGCGACUAGCCGCCCAGAGGCCGCCGAGCCAGCGACGCCUGAGCUAGUCGAGCCACCGUCGCCGCGCCCCCAUGGCGGCCGCCAAGGACAGUCACGAGGACCAUGAUACUUCCACAGAGAAUGCAGAUGAGUCCAACCACGACCCCCAGUUCGAGCCAAUAGUUUCUCUUCCCGAGCAAGAAAUUAAAACGCUGGAGGAAGAUGAAGAGGAACUUUUUAAGAUGCGUGCAAAGCUGUUCCGGUUUGCUUCAGAGAAUGACCUCCCAGAAUGGAAGGAGCGAGGCACUGGAGAUGUCAAGCUUCUGAAGCACAAGGAGAAAGGGACCAUCCGCCUUCUUAUGAGGAGGGACAAAACCUUGAAGAUAUGCGCCAACCACUAUAUUACACCAAUGAUGGAGCUGAAGCCGAAUGCUGGCAGUGACCGAGCCUGGGUCUGGAAUACCCACGCCGACUUUGCUGACGAGUGCCCCAAGCCUGAGCUGCUCGCCAUCCGCUUCCUAAAUGCUGAGAAUGCACAAAAGUUCAAAACAAAGUUUGAAGAAUGCAGGAAAGAAAUUGAAGAGAGAGAAAAGAAAGGACCAGGCAAAAAUGAUAAUGCCGAAAAGGUGGCCGAGAAGCUGGAAGCCCUUUCAGUGAGGGAGGCCAGAGAGGAGGCUGAAGAGAAGUCUGAGGAGAAACAAUGAAUCACUCUGUCUUUUUCCUUUCCUUUUCUUUUUAAAAAUUUGCCCUACCCUUUAAGGUUUGUUUUUCUGUUUUGUUUUUACAAGGGACUUUAUAAAGAACUGAAUUCC